This is a messenger RNA of Mytilinidion resinicola, 2184 nucleotides long. RefSeq lists its product as uncharacterized. The coding region runs from base 38 to 1867 and encodes 609 amino acids. The record is from RefSeq and is a predicted model, not a curated record. The transcript has a single exon. Lineage: Eukaryota; Fungi; Ascomycota; Dothideomycetes; Mytilinidiales; Mytilinidiaceae. Gene Ontology annotation, biological process: ubiquitin-dependent protein catabolic process.
CACGAUUCUACCGGAACGAUCACGAUCUACUAAGCCGAUGGCUCUCUCAAUCAGCCCGAGAACCCGCUGCUGCCCAUGUUGGGUCAAGUUGGCCGCCGACAUAACAAAUUGCAAGUCGCCAGAGGAAAUCCGCGAGGUACUCAACAUCAAGACCGACGUCACACCAGAAGAGGAGGAACAAACUGAUCGCGAAAAUGAAUGGAUUCAUGACCCUGCAGAGAGGACGUCGAAUUCAACAACGCCCAGUCACUACAUCCCGCCAUGCCCAUGCCCAUGCUCAUGCCACCUCGACUCAUCAAGCCCGAAGACCUCAGCGCCCCUCUCAUCCCACGAGCUCGUCGCCUCCGGCACCCUUCGCGACCCUUGUGUCUUCUACAAUCCGUUCACGAACCACGAAACGCCUGUAGAGCGCGAGCGCCUAAGAGAAGCGUUCCAGAUCCAUCCGCCUGGCCAAGAACCCAAAUCAACAGCCGGCUUCUUCAAGAAGCACGACAAGUUCGUACAAGACAGCAUCAGCAAAGAGGGCCCAUACAUCUCGCGGCGAGCCGUAAAUAGAGGCCGACCGCGUGAGCCGUUCAAGUCUCAGUGGGUUGGUGUUGCGCUGCCGACGACACCUCCAGAAUCUACGACAAGUGGACCAAGGCGGCCGCUCAAGCAGCCGCGUAGGUUUUCCUCUACUGAUGAGGAAGGAGAGAUUCCGGAGCGGUACGUGAAGAGGCCCAGAGUGACACGGAAUAUCUCGCCGAGCGAUGGGGACGACGAACCGCAGACGCUGCUUCGGGGCGUCGACGAGGAGUCCGACGAGUACCAUCACCAUCCGCUGCAAGAGCGACAGGGGUUCCGACUACAUAGUGCGCCCAAGUGGUACAAAGAGUCCUGCGUGAAGUAUCACUAUCCGCGAGCAGUGCGAGCUGCUAGAUCUGUGCGAGACUGUUAUACAAGCGACCGCUAUGCGAAAGUGGGGAGUCUCCUGAGGCGGAGGCGGAUGGAGAGGAAGCGUCGCGCUAAACUGGUUGAGCGACAUGAGCCGGAAGAUUACUUCGGACGCUACGAGGCAGAGGAAGACGAGCCACGAGCUUUAUGCCGCCGAUGGGAUGAUGACGAUUCGGAGGCAGGGUCCGAGACGUCCCGGCGAAAUGAAAGGUAUCGGCACCGCCAGGAUCUCCAGGACCGGGAUUUGGAGGAGUACCAUCUCCACCGAGAGCAUCUCCGACAUCAGCAUGUCAUAGAUAGUCGGCAGGCGGCUGAAGAUAGGGAGAUCGAAAUCCGGGAGAUUGUUGAGCGGGACUUGGCAGCCAAGAGGACAGCGCUGCAUGGGGAUGCCGAUGCGUUCGAAAGCGAAGAGUUGGAAGACCCUAAGGAAGUCCGAAGUGGCUCGACCUCUAGCAGCUACUCAGAGAGCGAUCGGAAUGACGCUGAAAGCGUAGCGGAAGAUGCUCACGUGGAUAGGUUUGCAGCCGCUGCAACUGCUAUAUUUCAGGGAACUUCACUCACCGACGAGCCGUGCUCUCCUCUUCCCGCUACUGAACGACCCUCUUCUGCCGAAGCGAGACCAUCUGAGAGCCAGCCUAGACCGAGCGAGCAGUCAGCCACCGAUCAUGAUGCCAAUGCUACCACACAGCGUCCAUAUCCUGAAGCAACUCCAGACAAUCGCGGGGAAGGCUCCCGCAUCACCAUGGCACGCGCUCAGCACCGGAGAGAUCGUCUGAUAAUGCCGGGAAAACGCGACGAUGGCCGUGCCUCGAGACAGAUUAAAGACCGUCAGAUCAAACAGCAAACUAACAACAAGGACAAGAACUACCUUAGGUUCAAUGGGAAUGGUGACAACAAACGGAGCUUUGGAGGAAAUAAGCACGCCUCGAGAUGAAUUGAGUGGAAUGUCCUGCGAGGUUGAGGAGCGACAAAUUUAGAAAAGAGUGGAACUUGUGAUAUGGAGUUGAUGGAUUUGGUUUUCAGGUAUGCUGGCGUGUGUGUCUUGGGUAGUUGGGCUUUGUCAUUUUGGUUAGCUUAUAGGUACAAGUGAGUUCUUUUGAAACUCGUUUUUUUGAGAAUACGCGAAAGUGAUCUAGAGACGAAAAUGGCAGAAGUAUCGUAGCCCUUUAUGGCUUCGCGAGACUCCUAGAGGAUCUAUCUUGACGUCGACGCAUCAUGUCGGAUCCAAGACAGAAUUAUGUUAGAUGUUGG